AUUUUAAUCAGUGAGACAAACGUCAAAAUUUCCUCCUGUCCUGCCUGUGAAAGUCAUCAAUUUGUUUAUUUGUUUAUUUUUGCUGUUUCUUCAGCUUUAAAGUGGAUCUAAUUUGAAGAAUGCAGAUUUUUCUCUAGACCAGCGCCUUAAGUCGAACACCAUCAUGGACUCCUUAGUGAAGGAAUCUAGAAAAAAACACAGCCCUAAAACCUCCGCUUUAAUCCUAAGCUCACUGGAUCCUGCUAAGGUACAAACCGAGAAAACACCCAAGAAAAUUUACAAUCAACUUGCAGACGAUUUAGACGAUUUACAUUCUUUAGUAUUAGGAGCAGAUGAACCCGAAAAUAACGGAUGCAAAAGCAUCCUUUUACUAGACGACAGUGAAACUUUAUGCAUCAAAUCCGAGCAAGCCUUUCUAAAAACUCUCAAGCUAGAACCUGGAAAAAAAGUAAAAGUUGUUUCGAUAUUUGGCAACACUGGCGAAGGCAAAUCCCACACUUUAAACAAAGUGUUUUUCGAUGGAGAAGAAGUUUUUACAACUUCGCCCUCUCAAACUUCUUGCACUCUGGGUGUGUGGGCCAAAUACGAACCAAAAUUAAACGUGAUUUGCUUGGACACUGAAGGAUUAUUAGGAAUAACAAAACGAGAAAAUCAACGGGCCAGGUUGUUGCUCAAAGUCCUUGCAGUUUCGGAUAUAAUUAUUUACAGGACAAGAGCUGAAAGGCUUCAAAGGGAUUUAUAUUCGUUUUUGGGUGGUGCUUCUAAUGUCUAUAAAGAACAUUUUAGUGCAGCAUUAAGGAAGACUUUAAGUAAAACUGAUGGGGAAAAGAUUAAUCUUGGCCCUGGGGUGAUUAUUUUUCAUGAAACCCAUUACACAAACACUUUGGAUGAUUUGCAUGAUAAAGCCAGCGUUAAUCAAUCCGCUGAAGAUAUUUUAAGGCAAAAUUUUGCCGAAUUGGACUUAAAUUGUGAAGCUUUUAGCUUUAUCAAGUAUAUAGGGGUUAAAACUUCCUUACAAUCUCACACAUCAUUCGACAGAUUGAAGUUGGAAGUCCAAAAACAACUAGAAAGCUCUGAAGUGCGAUCGCCAAGAGAUGCUAAAUACAUUUACUUGAUGCUUAAAAGUCUAAACGAAAAAUUUCAAUCGCCCAUCAACGAUACAAAUCAUCAACAAUAUUUGACUCAGUUUUUCACAUGUCCUGACAAAUGUUUGUCUUGUAAAGAAGGCUGUCGCUUGUCAAUGGGCCACAAAGAAGACGGCGAAGCCCAUGUUUGCCUUGAAUUGUGCAAAUUUCAACAUCAGUAUCAGAAUUGUGUGUAUUUGUGCAAGUUGUGCCUGAAAAACGGCAACAGAGUAAUAGUGAAGCCCAGCUACCAACCAGCAAACGAAUACUCAUGGUCCUCAUACUUGAAUUUUGUUUGGUCAGGUUAUUUGAUCGAAUGUCCUAAAUGUGGCGAAAUAUAUAGAAGCCGGCAACAUUGGUACGGCAACAAAAACCCCGAAGAUGACGCCGUACAGUUGGAAACAGUGCACAUUUGGCCGGGAGACAAAUCUCAUUUUCAGGAACGGGUGCUUUUUGGUACUUACAAUAGUGCUCAGAAGGUUGUAGAUGGGGUUACUGGUAUUGCUGACGCUGUGAGUAGUGUCGGCUCGCAACCGGCAAAAUAUAUUACUGAUUGGAUGAAUGAUCGUAUUGCGCCGAGCUAUUGGAGACCCAAUCACGAAAUAAGGGCCUGUUUUAAUUGCAACAUAUCCUUCGUGAGCGGACAAAACCGAAUCGUCCCUUCCAAGCACCACUGCAGAAGCUGCGGCGAGGGAUUUUGCGAAGCUUGUUCGUCGCAAAAAUGCCCGGUGCCUCAAAAAGGCUGGACGGAUCCGGUCCGAGUUUGUGACGGGUGCUACACAGAACUUGAAGGCAGAGGCCAAAGUAUCCUAACUGGAAUGACUGGAGAAGAAUCAACCGAAGUAAGGUACAGGUACAUAAGCGAAACUGUUGCAGGAGGAAUUUCCGUUGUCAAGUCAGUUCUGGAUAUUCCUAAAGGCUUUAUAAAGGAAUCUGCCAGGCCGAGUUAUUGGACUCCGGACAUUGAAUGUAUCGAAUGCCUCUUGUGCAAACAAUCGUUCGGGCCCCUUUUGCCUUUGCACCAUUGCAGGGAUUGCGGCAAAGGGGUUUGCGACAAUUGUUCCAAUUCCAGAAAAUCGGUGCCGUUAAAGGGAUGGGACGCACCAGUCAGAGUUUGUGAUGCUUGUCGAUAAUAUUUUUAAAUUAUUUUUGGGAGAUGGUUUUUGAUUUAUUACUCUUUAUAUUUUGUACCUUUUUUUUAAAACUAACAUUUAUUAAUAGAGAGAAAUAGGUAUAGGGGAUUUAAGUUUUUUGUAACUUUUUUAUUUUUAAGGACAUUCCUCGCGUUUGUUUGAAAGCAUUUAGAUUUAUUAUUAUCAUUGUGUGAGUGCCAUUUAUUUUGAGAUUUUUAAUUUGUUAUAUUGGUUUAUAUAUUAUUAAUAAAUAAAUAAAUGAAUAAGGCCUAA
This is a messenger RNA of Ceutorhynchus assimilis (cabbage seed weevil), 2530 nucleotides long. The record is from the annotation of a GenBank genome assembly. Lineage: Eukaryota; Metazoa; Arthropoda; Insecta; Coleoptera; Curculionidae.